Messenger RNA from Spirometra erinaceieuropaei, 734 nucleotides. NCBI's taxonomy places the organism in Eukaryota, Metazoa, Platyhelminthes, Cestoda, Diphyllobothriidea, Diphyllobothriidae. The record is from the annotation of a GenBank genome assembly.
AUGGUAAGAAGGAGGAGGACCUGCCUGAUGGCGGAGUACGCACUCGCGAAUUCUGUCGUUCAGUGGUUGUUCCUGACAAAGUGAACAAGGACGACUUCCACGCUACCUUAACAUCCGUGAGUGAAUGACCUCUACCCUCCGAGGGGGGCUGGGUUGGAGAUUUCUUGUUGAGUGCCUUUCUACAAGAGGUAUUUUGUUUCGUAGGACGGUGUGCUGGUGGUGGAGGCGCCAGUCAAAGAACCCGACUACAGCGUCUACAAGUUCGAUGAUGACCGUAAGCUUUGUGUGGCUGCCAAACCGCAUGAGGAGGCACCAGCGGGAAUGGAGCUCGCUGUCACUGGUAGGUAUCUACGGCUUCUUCUGGCUGGUCCAGUUUUUUUUCUCUCCCCCUCCCCUUGCCACUUAUUAAUUAAUGGUCUUUCUCCUGUGCAGGCAAGGACGGUGCCGUGGUGGUGGGUGAUGGGGACCACAGGAAGCUGCAUUUGGAGGUGCCUGUGGAUUCGCACUUGGAUCCGAAGGAUAUCACCAUCAGGAUGAAUGCCAACAGCGUACGUAUUACUGGCAGCCAUGCUGAAAAGCAUGAUGAAAAGACCGACAAUGGUCAAAUCCACUGCUCCGAAAGAACACUUUUCUGCAAGUCCUAUGCUAUUCCUCAUACAGUUGACGCCUGCUCAGCAACUGCGGUUCUGAAGGACAAUCGUCUUGUGUUGGAGGCCCCACUCUUGAAAUUUUGA